AUGGUCUUAUUAAUAAAACUCCUUAUUAUUCAAUAUUUUUAUUACUAUAAAAGAUCAAAAAUGUCUUUAUGGAGUCUAAUCGUUUGGCUUGGGAUCUUCAAAGUGGUUUAUCAGCUCGGUAAAAUGAUUUACUCAAACUAUUUCUGCAAAAUCAACCUUGAGCAAUACAAGUACGGCUGGGUUGCAAUCACUGGUGGUUCAGAUGGGAUAGGCAAAGGUCUUGCAACUGAAUUCGCUUCUCGAGGCUUCAAAGUGCUACUAAUCUCAAGAAACCCCACAAAGCUAGCUGAAGUUUCCAAAGCAAUUUCAGCAGAAACUAAAAAUCCUGACAUAAAAUAUUCAUUUUCCCUAUAUUCCUCUAUUAAUUUUUCCUAUCUAAAUUUCUGGUCAAUCCAAGGCAAAAUCCUAUACCUAGCUGUCGAUUUCAAGUACUCUCACAGAGACCCUGAAAAUUUCUAUAAGCAAGUAGUCUCAGAUUUGGCUCCAUACAACAUCUCAGUCCUCAUCAACAACGUAGGAAUCGGCGGCGAGUCAAAAUUCCUAAUCAACCAAGACUUAGACAGCAUUGAAGAAAUGAUUGGAAUAAACAUCUACCCACAGACAAUGCUUUCCUAUCAUUUAAUCCCCGCUUUCUUAAAGCGACACCAAGAAACCCACCAAAGAAGCCUCAUAAUUAAUUUUUCUUCCACAGCUGAAGAAAUAGCGUUGCCAAGCAUAGCUUUAUAUGCAGCGACCAAGAGGUAUAACCAUUUCUUGAGUGAGGCUUUAAGGUAUGAAUAUUCCAAUUCAAUUGAUGUCGCUACUGUAAAGCCAGGCCCUGUCGCAACUCCUCUUGCAGGCAGCUUAGGGUUCGCUGACUUUGUUACAUGCUUGAAGGUGCAGACUUAUGUUAGGAGCUUGGUCAACAACCUGCAUACAGGAAUCAACUAUGGCCACUGGGCACAUAGCGUCCAAGCUUACUUCUCCACCUUAGUCCCAUAUCAGAUUAUGUCCCCGCUUAUGCAAUUAGCUAUGCCUUUACUAUUGAAACUCAAGGUUAUUAAGCUAUAA
Messenger RNA from Blepharisma stoltei, 1050 nucleotides. NCBI's taxonomy places the organism in Eukaryota, Ciliophora, Heterotrichea, Heterotrichida, Blepharismidae. The record is from the annotation of a GenBank genome assembly.